AUGUCCUCAAAACAGCACCUCGUCUCUGACUUCACGACCGGCUCCGGCUCGUGGUUGCCGCAGGCGCAGGGCUUUGACACCUUGCAGGUGCACGGUGGCGUCCGCCCUGACCCGGUCACGGGUGCCAUUCUCACCCCAAUCUACCAGUCUACCACGUUCGUGCAGGAGUCGAUCGAUAAGUACCAGGCGAAGGGCUACUCCUACACCCGCUCUGCUAACCCUACGGUUGCGGUGCUGGAGCAGAGGCUGUGUGCAUUGGAGAACGGCAACCACUGCACGGUGUACAACACCGGCAUGGCUGCGACCACCACGGCUAUCUCGUCGUUCAUGAACGCUGGAGACCACGCCAUCUUAACGAACUGCUGCUACGGUGGCACGAACCGCGCCUGCCGUGUGUUCUUCAGUCGUUUGGGGAUGGAGUUUACCUUUGUUGACAUGCGCGAUCCCAAGAACGUCCUUGAUUCUAUCAAGCCUAACACGAAGUUGGUGAUUAGCGAGACGCCUGCAAACCCCACUUUGCUUCUCAUCGACGUCGCUGCGGUGUCGAAGAUCUGCAAGGAGAAGGGUAUCCUGCACAUAUGCGACAACACCUUUGCCACAGCCCUCAUCAUGCGCCCGCUCGACCACGGCGCUGAUGUCACAUUGAUCAGCACGACUAAGUACGUGGACGGCCACGACAUGACUGUCGGCGGCGCCCUCGUGACCAACAGCAAAGAGUUGGACGACAAGUUGCGCUUGACCCAGAACAUCCUGGGAAACCUCAUGAGCCCCCAGGUGGCCUUCCUGCAGCUGCAGACGGUGAAGACGAUGUCGCUACGCGUGGAGAAGCAGAGCCGGAACGCACAAAAGGUGGCCGAGUUCCUGGAGGCACACCCCGCCGUGGAACGUGUUGUCUACUCGGGCCUUGCCUCCCACCCGCAGAAAGAGCUGGCCGACCGGCAGCACCGCAACAACCUGCACGGCGGCAUGCUUUGGUUUGAGGUCAAGGGUGGAACGGCCGCGGGUCGCCUCCUGAUGGACACCGUGCCGCGACCGUGGUCUCUGUGCGAGAAUCUCGGUGCCUCAGAGAGCAUCAUCACCUGCCCCUCUGUCAUGACCCACGCGAACAUGACGACCGAGGACCGCAUGAAGGUCGGCAUAACGGACGGCUUCGUGCGUGUGAGCUGCGGUAUCGAAGACGCCGAUGACCUUAUCGCCGCUCUCAAGGUCGCCAUGGACGCCCUUGUUCAGUAA
Messenger RNA from Leishmania braziliensis MHOM/BR/75/M2904, 1233 nucleotides. Its product is annotated as putative cystathione gamma lyase. Gene Ontology annotation, biological process: transsulfuration. Bases 1 to 1233 code for a protein of 410 amino acids. Gene Ontology annotation, molecular function: pyridoxal phosphate binding; carbon-sulfur lyase activity. The transcript has a single exon. Gene Ontology annotation, cellular component: cytoplasm. The record is from RefSeq and is a predicted model, not a curated record. NCBI's taxonomy places the organism in Eukaryota, Euglenozoa, Kinetoplastea, Trypanosomatida, Trypanosomatidae.